AAAAUAUUAAAUGCAAAUGAUAACAUGCCUGAAUCGGAACCUACAGGAGGAGUUCUGAUCUUUCUUGGGCUUCAGACCUGCCGAUUCUCACCUCCGUCUCCACCCCCACUUGGUGAUCGAGCUAAAAACCAACCGAAGGGGAAAAUAUGUGGUCUACUUCCAAUCCUUGCUGCUGCUAGAGGAAGAAUGACGCCUGCUGGCUGGUUUUGACACCGUCUAAGAAAUCCAAGCGGAUCGCUGCUUUGCAAUCCAUUGACAUGGCUUUUUCUUCCACAAUUCUUUCAAGAUUCCGCAUCUCCAGAGCGCUCCUCCUGCAGGAGGCGUUAUUUGCCACCAAACUUUUCCUAACAGCUUCAAUCCUGCAUGUCUCUUGCAUCCUAUGGAGUGCUUUCUAGCACAUAAUCUUCCUUAGUCGAGCAUCUGACCAUUGCGCAUACAAGUUUUAUCGCUAUUCAAUUUGUCAAUAUUGUUGUAUUGUUCAUAUAUGAUAGGUGCCUCUAUAUAUUAUUUUAUAUAUAUUCCGAUAAUCAUGGCAAUAUCAGAUACGGACGCUCCCAUUCCUCACGGCAACUCGACAACCGUGGAAUCGGACAUCGCACGGCAUCCCGAGAGGAAAAAACUGGAAUGCCAUUGGAACGAGCGGAACGAAAAGACCCCCGCCAUCAAUUCUGAGGCCCGUAAAACUCCCGCCGCUACAGAAACCACUACUGGCAUAUCUGUUCCUCGCGGACAACAACCGGCACAGGCCGAGCUGCUGUCAGAGCGUGACAUCGAACGCUUGGGCAGGGAGCGUCCAAGUGCAUUUAAAAAUGCUUGGACUGAGAUCGCGUUUGUGUUUUCGAUUUCCAUGUCUCAAGUCCUUGCGGAAUACUUCAUCUCCGGUUUCAAUGUAGUGCUGCCAUCUCUAGUCGAGGAGUUGAACAUUGCCGAAUCCUCCGCUGUCUGGCCUGCAAGUGCAUUUUCACUCGUGGUAGCCGCAACGUUGCUGAUUUUUGGGCGAAUUUCUGAUAUGAUUGGCGGCUACCCGGUAUACGUUUUUGGCAUGGCAUGGCUAUUUGUCUGGUCUGUCGUUGCCGGGUUCUCGCGGAACCGAUUGAUGUUGAUCUUUUGCCGGAUGCUGCAAGGAAUCGGCCCAGCUGCUUAUCUUCCUUCGAGUAUGAUGCUGCUUGCAAAAGUAUACAGACCAGGCCCGAGGAAAAAUAUGGUAUUUAGCAUUUACGGGACCUGUGCGGUUGUUGGGUUUUUUAUUGGGAUCUUUUGCUCCGGGGUCUCAGCGCAGUUUUUUUCUUGGGGAUGGUAUUUUUGGAUCGGUGCGAUUCUCGCAGCUAUCACGACGGUUUCUUCGUUUUUGGCCAUCCCGUCCGAUAUGGCGGAGACUCGGAAGCAAGGUGUCAAGAUGGAUUAUAUGGGUGCGGCGCUUAUCGUUCCGGGGUUGGUAUUGACUGUUUUUGCAAUUACGGAUAGCGCGCAUGCCCCUGACGGGUGGAGGACCCCAUAUGUGUACGUUUGUCUCAUCAUCGGUGGUAUUCUUCUCGGGCUUGCUGUGUAUGUCGAGGGGUGGGUUGCCAAGUCGCCGUUGUUACCAUUCGAUAUAUUCGAUGCGCCCUACAUGAAGCCAUUGGUUGCCUCACUCCUCUUUUUCUACGGAUGCUUAGGUGUUUUCCUCCUUUACGGAACUCUAUAUAUGGUAAAUAUCAUGGGAGCAACUCCUAUGCAGGUUGUGGCCUGGUGUGUCCCCAUGGUUGUCGGGGGAUUUGUUUUCCCCAUCCUCUGCGCCCUAUUCCUCCACCUCAUCUCGGGGACAGUCUUGCUUAUCAUUUCCGGCAUCGGAUGGGUUGGAACCGGCGUUCUGUUUGCCGUCAUGCCUGAGGGAGCGUCGUACUGGGCAUUCGCCUUCCCAUCCAUGAUCGGCGCCACGCUGGGCAUCGACAUCACCUUCAACAUCACGAAUAUCUUCAUAACAACAAGCCAGCCAGCCAAGCGGCAAGGGCUGGCUGGUGCGGUGAUCAAUUCGGUGCUGCACCUGAGUAUUGCCUUUCUUCUUGGGUUUGCGGAUGUAGCGCAUGUAAACACCGCGCACCUGGGGAAAUUAGGGAGUUACAGGGUUGUGUUUUGGUUUCAGGUUGGAUGCGCGAUUGUUUCGUUGUUGAUUAUGAUUCUUUUCGUGCGGGUCAAUGCUGCGAAGAGCGAGAUGACCGCGGACGAACGACAGCAAUUGAUGGAGAUGGAACAGUCGGAUCCUCAAGGUUCUUCGGCAAACCGGGAAAAUAGAUCUACGAGUGGAUUGCAUAUAAAAAUGGGCUAAUUUUUUAUAGAAUCUCUUUGUUGGAUUUGGAUCGUUUUUGUCUUUUCAUGCCGUAUUACAAAAUUAAAAGAAAAAUCACCGGCUGUAUUGGUUGCGAGGCUG
Histoplasma capsulatum G186AR is the source of this 2407-nucleotide messenger RNA. Its product is annotated as drug resistance protein. Gene Ontology annotation, molecular function: transmembrane transporter activity. The record is from RefSeq and is a predicted model, not a curated record. The transcript has 3 exons. Lineage: Eukaryota; Fungi; Ascomycota; Eurotiomycetes; Onygenales; Ajellomycetaceae. Gene Ontology annotation, cellular component: membrane. Gene Ontology annotation, biological process: transmembrane transport. The coding region runs from base 530 to 2305 and encodes 591 amino acids.